UUCGAAUCAAUCACCCAAACAUUCCAUCCGUCACCUACGUCCUAUAUGUAUGUAUAUAUACACGGCGCACCAUGCCACCCUUCAAUUCCCAUCUCACCUCUCCAUCAUCACCAUCAUCAUCCAUCCAUCCAUUCCACAGAGCUAGCUAGCAUCACCCGCAGGCCAUCACGAUUCCUUCCCUACGCUCCCUCAUGGCGGCCACCGGCGCCAGGCAGCAGCAGCAGCCGCAGGCGGCGGCGGCGGAGCCCAAGUUCGAGCUGGCGGAGAAGGCCGGCAGCUACGUGCUCCGCAUCACCCUCCAGGGCUUGAGGAAGGACGACUUCCGGGUGCAGGUGGACCGCGCCGGGAGGCUCACCGUGCGCGGCGCCACCAGGCCGGGCUCCUCCCUCCACAAGGUCUUCCAGCUCCCCGCAGACGCCAGCCUCGACGACAUCGCCGGCCGCUUCCAGGCCGGCGUGCUCACGCUCACCGUGCCCAAGCGCGUCCCGUCGACGAGCGUCGAGGAAGUCAAGAAGAGUACACCCGGCGUGGCCAAGGAGGAGGACGCCGCCAAGACGACGCAGUCCGCAGAGGUCGACGCCGCCAAGAGCAUGCCCGCCAAGCCGACGCCACCGGCAGAGGUUGACGGCGCCAAGAAGAUGGGCAAGGAGGAGGGUGCCGCCAAGCCGACGCCACCGGCAGAGGUCGACGGCGCCAAGAAGAUGUCCAAGGGCAGCGGUGCUGGAAAGAAGGAGACCGACGGCGCCAAGCAGCCGGCUGGCAGGGACGACGGCGGCGAGAAGAAGGAAACCGCCGUUGGCACCAAGCCCAAGGAGAGCACGUUCGGCAGGACGACGCGCCAGGUCGCGGAGCAUGUUCAACGCAUGGAGGAGGACAGCAGACGCAAGGAAAUUGAGCACAAGCCGGCGCCAGCGGCGAAGAAGGAACAGGAACCAAAGCCCAAGGCUCCUCAGGCGGCAGCGACACCCGAGAAGCCGGCACCAAAGCCAACCUCCGGCGAGGUUGGAAAGGAGAGCCUGGCGGAGACGGUGAGGCAGCACGGCGAGGAAGAGAGGGCCAAGGCUGCUGCCGCGGCGACGGUCAUGGAAGCAAAAGCGGAGCGGGCGAAGAAGGCGGUGGCGUCGACGUGCGCGGCCUGGAAGGAGCGCAUCGCCGGGGAGCUCAAGGGGGUGACGGACAUGAAGUGGGCAGACGACGCGGUGGAGAUGGCACGGAAGAACAAGGAGGUUAUCGCCGUCGGGGUUGCCGCCUUCUCCAUCGGCUUCCUUGUCUCCCAGAAGCUCUUCAGGAAGUGAGCAGCGCUGCAUAUGUAACAUGUAAAUAUGCACUGAACAUGUAAAGAUAUGUGUGCAAGUAAAGUGUGUAAACCAAAACCUGGCUGAAGAUUGAUAUGACAAAUUAGUAUGCCUUUCUUUUA
Hordeum vulgare subsp. vulgare (domesticated barley) is the source of this 1417-nucleotide messenger RNA. Its product is annotated as neurofilament heavy polypeptide-like. The coding region runs from base 192 to 1295 and encodes 367 amino acids. The record is from RefSeq and is a predicted model, not a curated record. NCBI's taxonomy places the organism in Eukaryota, Viridiplantae, Streptophyta, Magnoliopsida, Poales, Poaceae. The transcript has a single exon.